UUCUGGUGUGGGGACGGACGACAUAGGCAGUUGCACGGAAGUGUGCUUGCUGAUAUUGGUUCCCCUUGGUGUGUGUGUGUGGUGGUGGUGGGGAUACGUCCGGUGCCAGGAAAGCAUGGCUGCGGUACCCCCCGACACUUGGCAGCCACCCACUGUUUCUGUGGAGACAACUAUGGGUAUCAUAGUUGUGGAGCUGUACUGGAAGCAUGCGCCCAAGACCUGUAAAAAUUUUGCUGAACUGUCGAGGCGAGGCUAUUACAAUGGCACAAAGUUUCAUAGAAUAAUAAAAGACUUCAUGAUCCAGGGGGGAGAUCCAACAGGAACUGGAAGGGGAGGAGCAUCCAUCUAUGGCAAGCAAUUUGAAGAUGAGCUUCAUCCAGAACUGAAAUUUACAGGUGCAGGAAUCCUUGCUAUGGCGAAUGCAGGACCGGAUACGAAUGGCAGCCAGUUCUUUAUAACUUUAGCACCCACCCAAUGGCUUGAUGGGAAGCACACUAUCUUUGGUCGUGUGUGCCAAGGAAUUGGGAUAAUCAACAGAGUGGGCAUGGUGGAAACCAACGCACAAGAUCGUCCAGUAGAUGAUGUAAAGAUUUUGAAAGUUUACCUAUCAGGCUAGUCUAGAAAAAAGACAGUCACAAUAAAUCUAGUUUCAUUCCGUCAUGCUCUCAGUCUCUUGGAAGAUCACCCAUCAUGUUGUCCAAGAGAUGUUACCCAGUCACUUAAGUACUAAAUAGUAUCUUCAGAAUUUAUAAUUAAAGUUUUUUUUUUAAAAAAUGUCAAGUUAAGUUCAUCAAAAAAGGUGUGGGGGGGAAUGCAUUGGAUUAUUUGAAAAAAGAAAUACUACCAAACAGCAAUGGUGUAAAUUUUAUUCAGCCUAUCACUCUUAGUUUAACUGGAAUGCAGCAGGACACCUGCAUUAAUGAGCAAAGAGCAGUUGAUGUACAAGAAAGAUGCAAACAUGAAGUCUAGUAUUCAUGUGCAUCAUCGAAAAAGCCUCUUAACUUGGCAUGGUGUAUAGGUGGAUCUGAAGCCUGUGUUAAGAGUACUCUCCUACACUUCUUUCCAAUGUAUAAUUCCAGCAUAUCAAGUUUGCAAGAUUCUAUAAUAGUGUACAUGUAUAAGCAAUUCUAGGAUCUAACUAUAUGACUCGUGAUUCCAGUUUCUCUAUACGGUACAGGGAAACUAGAUGACCUUGUUUGUUUAGUUCUGUUUGAUCCAGAAUAGGAAAAAAAUGAUCCAGGGUUUGGGUUGGGGCAGAUAUGCUAGGGGACAAUUUCUCACAGAAGAAAACAAUAAUCUAUUUUCAUGUUUGAAGGAUGGCUGCAGGGCAGAGGUAUCUAGCCUUGCAAAAUUAGGACUAGAGUACUUUCUUAAUAGUUGUAUAGAGAUGUUGAUAAUCACAGCUUGUCACAUUGCAAUACAGCAGGGUUUUGAAAGCUGCAGCUAUCCAAAUUUUCCCAUCUGUGCAACUAUCAAAGGUAUAGAAACCCUACUCUUGGAAGAUCAGCUGUCCCUUCUGAAGUGUGUGUUGUUUACAAACUUAUACCACACUCUAUUUUGGAAGAAACCAAACGUGCAUGCAACUCAAAAUAAAAGCAGAGUUAACAGUAAUUGUUGAUUCUGUGCACAUUCUCAAGACAAAGCGGAGCUACUGUAAAUUCCUCCUUAAAGUACUCCUCCGUACUGUAAAGUCCUCCUUAAAUUCAUUCUGCCAACAGUUGUUCCAUACAGUAAGGAUAAAGAGUUCUAAAUCCAAUAUGUUGGAUUUUUGUAAUCAGCAAACUGGCUUGAUAAUAGUGGGGUGCUGACUUCAAAUUGUGCUUGGCUAUGUCAGCACAUGGUUUCCAUGGCACACUCAGUGGCAAGUCACUCUGGAUCCUCCGCUCUUGCAUCUCUUUGGUCGUAACUCAGGAGUGUUCUUUGGCAUUACAUGGCAGAAUACAGCAUGAGAGAAGCUUGCAAAAGGGUGGCAAUAUCCUGCAGCAGCAAUCUUUUGUCACAGGAUAAGACAAAAGGAUGCAACAACCCAAUAAAAUAGUCACCAUCACUCCAACUGCUCAUGUCAUGUGUCCAGGUUAGUUCUAUGACUGUUAGUAGCCUCUGUGCUGGACCCACUAGACUUCCAACUGAACUUCUCUGAUUGUCAAAGUAGCAUUUGAGCUUCACAUUGUUGUCAGACAUCUGGUUUGUUUAGCUCAGUUCUAAAUGGCUAGAUAGAGUUGCAAGCCCUUAAGCUCAAUCUCUUUCAAGAGCCAGAGUUAUGUGGGUGGAAUAUUUGUGUGAAGGGGCAGUUAUAGCCUGCCUUUUCCUAAGACAACACUGAGUAGUAGUAAUAUUAACCUGUUGUAGAUGUGCAGGCUUAUGCCUGCUGAUGAAGAAGAGUGCAGCUUUUUCUAUAAAAAUACAGUACUUUAUGCUAGGGUGGCACAUUUACCGCUAACACUUCACAGAAUGGUGAAUUGCUGCUGUGUUCAUGCAAGACCUCUCUAAAUAUGCUUUCAGCAGAUCACAUAAUUUUUCUACUCUUCCUUCAAAAGAUAAACAAAUCUUUCCCCAGUAACUGGGCUAAAUUCAAUAUGAUAUUAUUAAAUGGUUUGAAAAACAAUACAAUUGUUGGUAGCAAACAGGCAAAAGGAUUUACAGCUUCAUGGAAAGGGCCGUAGCUGACAUCCUGACUACCAAAGCGCUCAAGUGUAAAGAGGGACUGUGAGGGUGCAAAGGGAACUCACGCACCACUCGCUCGGUUCUUCUACAUGUGUGGUGUUGCACAAGUGGUAGAAACGUCCCUACUCUGCUCACAUUCUGGAAGAGAGUAAGCAUGUUGCUGAGUGAUUCUGGAACACAGGCAGGGAUGUUUCUACCAUUUGCACAAUAGUGUACAUGUAGAGGGACCGGUGGGGUGGGGAGUUGCACAAAAGUUCCAGUCGUGUUCCUGAAGUCCCUCUUUACAGAUCCAUUUCAGUAAUCAGGGUGUCAAUGGGAGGCUGUCUUCCAUCUAUAACCUGUGAAGCAGACUUUCUAAGCAAGUAUUAAUUAUCUGUUUUUUAAAAUUGAUUUUGCUGCACUCGGCAUAAUUUUGUGUUUUUUGAAGUUCUGGCUUCAAAAGUCCUGGCUUGAAGUCUGAUGAUGCUUUGUUUAAAUGCUAUAUUUUACAGAACAAACAAUGUCUGCUUCUUCUUUUGAGGUUGCCUCUGCCACUUGCAGUGAUACGAAGAUCUGUUUGACUAUGUUUUUAUAAUCAAAAUGAAGCAUUUUAUACAAA
Molecule: messenger RNA, 3262 nt
Organism: Hemicordylus capensis (graceful crag lizard)
Lineage: Eukaryota; Metazoa; Chordata; Lepidosauria; Squamata; Cordylidae
Gene: PPIL1
Product: peptidylprolyl isomerase like 1
Exons: 4
Coding region: 116-616 (166 amino acids)
Biological process (GO): protein folding; protein peptidyl-prolyl isomerization
Cellular component (GO): catalytic step 2 spliceosome
Molecular function (GO): peptidyl-prolyl cis-trans isomerase activity
Source: RefSeq, a predicted model, not a curated record